Molecule: messenger RNA, 3312 nt
Organism: Physella acuta
Lineage: Eukaryota; Metazoa; Mollusca; Gastropoda; Physidae
Product: mucin-like protein
Biological process (GO): cell-matrix adhesion
Molecular function (GO): calcium ion binding
Source: RefSeq, a predicted model, not a curated record
AUGAUCACCUUCUAUGGGCAACCCUCUCCGUAUCCAUACCCCCAGGAGUGUUCCAAUUUUACCUACGACGCCAACUGUACAACACCAUGUACCUGUAUCCAGGACAACACCAAGUAUUGUAACAGCACCACUGGUCAGUGUGUUUGUAAGGAAGGAUGGACAUCAGAAAACUGUUCUGUGGACGUUGAUGAAUGCUAUGAAAACCCUUUGGCCUGUCCAGACUACUCAGAUUGUCAAAACUUAAACGGAACUUUUAACUGCACGUGUAAGCCUGGACUGGCCAUGGACAUAAGCAGUCAAUGUGUUGCUGAAGCCAGUAACAGUACCUGCUCAGAAAGGAACUGUUCCCAUGUUUGUGUGAAGAUCUCUAACCAGACAAGCUCUGCAGAACAGUGUUAUUGUCCCAUUGGAAUGAUGUUGGUUGAGGAUCAGUGUGUUGACUGCUCAAACAAGACCUAUGGACCAGACUGCUAUAGAACAUGUCGCUGUGCUUCCAACAACACGAAAAGUUGUGACACCCGUAGUGGCAACUGUAGUUGCUUGACCAACUGGACAGCAGAGUUUUGUACUUUGGAUGUUGACGAGUGUAAACUGCGCAUUCAUAACUGUCCACAAAAUUCAAACUGUACAAACACUUAUGGAGGCUACUUCUGUAAUUGUAGCCAGACACAAGGUUACACGGAGUCUGGAAACGGUUCAUGUACCACUAUAGACUGCAGCUCUGUGAUAUCAAACACCUCUGGAACCAUCACCAGUCCCAGAUACCCAUCCGUCUAUUUUAACAACGCCAACUGCUCUUGGCUGGUUACAGCAGAGGAGGGAAGUGUCGUCUCUCUCAGAUUUUCCUACUUCAGCCUCCCCAAUGAUUAUAAAUGCUCGACUGAUUAUGUGGAGGUUUACGAUGGAGUCAACGAAAGCGGCAGGCUAAUAGGAAAAUAUUGUAGCUAUAAUAAUAUCCCAAGCAUUAUACGAACUAGAGGAAACAGCAUAUAUAUGAAUUUUGUAUCUGAUUGGAGGAAUCAGUACCAGGGAUUUAGUGCGAACUAUACAUCACACACCUGUCGCAGUUUUACCUACGGCGUGACCUCAUGCGACACCAACUGUAAAUGUGUGAGAGAAAACAGCCAGUUCUGUGACAACACCAAUGGCGAGUGUAUCUGUAAGCCUGGCUGGACCAUGAGGGAUUGUUCUGUUGACGUCAAUGAAUGUCUGGGUACCAACAACAAGGUGUGUCCAGACAACUCGGACUGUGUCAACCUGCUGGGCAGCUACAGGUGUAACUGUCACCUGGGAUAUGUGUACAACUCUACAACCAAAACAUGUGAUGCAAGUUCUCAAUGUAUCAUCAAACAUUGCUCUGAUGCUUGCUAUGUUGUAAGUCCUGGUGUGGAGAAAUGUGUUUGUCCUGAAGGACUGGUGCUUGAAAGUAUGACACAACUUACAUGUGUUGUUCCCUUCUAUUCCUAUGGUGAAAGAGCUCAAGACGUUGUUUUAAAUAACCAAAUAAAGUUAAAUGGAUAUUUUGUUAGCCCGCCAAUAAUGUUUUCACGUGGACUUCCGUUUGAAGAGAAAUAUACGUUUGAAGCUAGAGUUUUCUAUAAUGGUGUGAUUACAUUCGGUCAACCAAACGCUGAGCUAAGUGGAAUACCUGAUCUAACUUUUGCCCAGGAAAGACAAAUGAACAUCAUAGCUCCAUUUUGGACUGACAUGAAUCCUUUGAAAGGAAAAGUGUAUUACCAUCUUUACGAAAACUGCGGCAAAGCAUCCAAUCAGAGCUCACCAGAAUUCAGCAAUGUGACGAAAAGAGCGAAAGAAGACAUAGCAAAAUUUCAUGACCUUUCUGGGAUAGAAUUAGAUACAGUUAUGAUUGUCACAUGGGAGAAUGUUCAACCGCCCUUAAUCUCUGGCAAAGAUUCAAGAGUAAACACUUUUCAAGCCAUUAUUGUUAGCGGCUGGGAAACAAUACGAAAACAAGGACAAAUAAUUUUAUUGGAUGAAAAGUCUACCUAUGUCACUUUUAUUUACCAGCAAGGAAAAAUGUUUUGGUACUAUGUUCCUAGAAAACCCUUGGCUAUUGGAAUUGUUGGUAAAAAUAUAAAAACACUAAAUGACCUGGACACGCCUUUAACUGGUGACUUGGAUAAAGUACCUGGAAAUACAGGUUUGAAUGGUGUCAUAAGUUUUGAGGUGGGUAAGGUAUCUGGGCCAGACCAGAUGUGUGAGAAAUAUCUGUGCCAACACACUGACCUUCUGACUGACCCUGUGUACGAGUUUGAGAAGCGUCAGCUGUACAAGUGCCCCUGUACACUGGAGAGACUUGGGCGUCAGUGGCAGCUCUAUGAGAGACGUGGGGAGAAACAAGAUGUUUACUGCUACGCCAUCAGCAGUCUGGCUAAGUUCAGGUUGUUGCAGGGAAACAAAAGGAAUAUGCUGUGCUGUUACCAUUGGACAAAACCAGCCAAUGGCGAUUGGAGAGACUGGCAACAAUCAUGGCUGGAAGCUUCUUAUAUCCCAGCAUCCCCAGACUCUGGACAUGUUUUGAUCAAUGACCCUUGGCAUAUGGGAUACUUCGAUAACUUUCAAGCUCUAGAAAAUAUACAAGCACACCAAUGGUGUUGUGUAGACUCUAGUCAAGUCAAACUUUGUAACCGGUUUUACCAGAUUUUUCCAGAUAUGGGAUGUUCAAAUUUUGUUGAAUUUGUGCCAGCUUCUGCACUAGGCGACCCUCACAUUAUGACAUUGGAUGGUGUCACUUAUGCUAUGAAUGGACUUGGUAUUUUUACCAUGAUCAAGACCAUGGACAAACAGUUUACUUUACAAGCCAAGACAUCGCAGGUUGAAAGCAGCUCAGGUACCCUAACUAACGCCACAGUUUUUACAGGAUUUGCAGCUCAAGAGUCUAACGAUACACACUUUCAAAUUGAAUUGGCUGCAUCAAAUACAUCUAUGUUGCUGUGGGUAAAUGGUAUCGAUAUCACAAAUGAUUUCUACAAGAACGUUGACUCAGAUGUUAUUGUGUCCACUAACUCAUUCAGUGUCAUCAGGGAAUACAGAUCCAAUAAAUCUAUAGCAGUGGCCAGUUUUGCCUCAGGUGUCAGCAUAGAAGUGAAUGUUGCUGUAAAAAGUCUGGAGAUUAUGUUUGAGGUCUCUAAGGAACUCCAAAACAAAACUCGAGGUUUGCUGGGAAACUUUAAUGGUAUCAAGACAGAUGAGUUCAUCCUUCCUAAUGGACAAGUUCUUCCGUCAAACUUAAGUGAAAGGGAAAUUUAUUACCAGUUUGCUAAACAAUGUAAUAAAAUUUUUAAAGGCUAG